AUGACGUCGUAUCCUCGCCCAGACUUUGAACGCAACCCCCUUCGUUGGGAGACCCUCAACGGACAAUGGGACUUUCUCUUUGACGACGCCGACACUGGCCUCGCAGAGAACUGGCAGCGCACCGGCCUUCCUGAAAAGGUCAGCGUCACCACCUCCAACAUGCGCGAGGGCGCCUCGGCAGAGAGCGACAGCGUCGUCCAGAAGAUCGUGGGCGACACCCAGGCCCUGAUCCAGAACAAUGUCUUUUCCGCCUCGUCUCAGACGACAAACUCCAAGACCAAGAUCAAGGUCCCUUUUGUGUUCCAGUCUCCUGCCUCGGGCAUCAAUGAGCGAGGUGUUCAUGAGGUGCUGUGGUACGAGCGUGCCAUUUCUGACCUGCGGAGUGCGCAGGAGAAGGAGCAGGGACAUCGCCUUGUCUUGAGGUUUGGUGCUGUCGACUAUGAGGCCACUGUCUGGCUAAAUGGAGAGUACAUUGGUGGUCAUCGUGGUGGACAUGUUCCCUUCGAGAUUGACGCCACUGACGCUGUGAACGCUGCUGGACAGUCGUCCGCUCACCGUCUGACCAUCCGCGUCUACGACUCGGCCUAUGACUUGACACAGCCGCGAGGCAAGCAAUACUGGGGUGCCAAGCCCGAGAGUAUCUUCUACACGCCCUCGGGUGGUAUCUGGCAGUCAGUCUGGCUGGAGGUUGUUCCCUCAGCUCGCAUCGCCGAUAGUUCAUCCGGCACCGUCAUCAAGUCCAACGACAUCAACGGAGGGCAGCUCCGCAGUACCAUUGUUACCAAAGGCAGGCGAGUUGGCAAGAGCUACAGCGUUGAGCUCGAGGCUAGCUUUGCUGGUGUUCCUGUAGCCAAGUCAGAGAAGAAAGCUCUCCCCCGGGAGACCGACACUGUUGCAGUUGAUUUGAGCGUGCGUCUAUCCGAAGAGCAGAGGUCCAAGCUGCCUCAGUCCGUUCUCCAAGAUGCACCUCUCGAUAAUGGUUCCUGCUGGCGGGAUGGUGUUGCUCUCUGGUCUCCUGAACAUCCUCAGCUCUACGACCUCGUCAUUCGACUCUACGACGGCUCUGACAAGGUCAUUGACGAAGUCAAGACCACCACUGGUAUGAGGUCUAUCGAUUGGACCAAGGGCGAUGGUCUCUGGAGACUCAAUGACAAGCCUUACUUCCAAGCUCUAUGCUUGGACCAGGGCUACUGGCCCGACACAUUCAUGACGCCCCCAACUCCAGAGAGUCUCAAGACUGACAUUGAGCUUGCGAAGAAGAUGGGUCUCAACGGUUGCAGAAAGCAUCAGAAGGUUGAGGAUCCCCUCUUUUACUACUGGGCCGACAAGCUUGGCUAUCUCGUCUGGGGCGAGAUGGCCAACGCCUACCAGUUCAGCCAGGAGUACGUGGAGCGCUUCAACGCUGAGUGGACUGAGGCUGUGAAGCUGGUUAUUAACCAUCCAUCCGUCGUGACGUGGACUCCUGUCAACGAGAGCUGGGGCUACGGGUCUCUGAAGGACAAUGUCGAUCAGCGUAACCACAUCCGACAACUCUACUACCUGACCAAGAGUCUUGACAACACUCGAAGCAUCAACGACAACUGCGGCUGGGAGCACGUCAUCACUGACCUCACAACCUUCCACGACUACAGCGACGGCCCAGAGCUCGAAAAGACAUGUGCUAGCCUCGACCUCAUCACGGGCCAAAAGGCCGGCCGAGACAUGUUUGUGCCUGCCAUCCCUGGCGUCGAGGAGGGUGCAAAGCACAAGCCCGGCGCACCAGUCAUGAACACCGAGUUUGGCGGAGUCAACAUUGCCCCGGCCAAGAAGGAAGACGGAGAGGAGAACCGCGACUGGGGAUACACGACGGCGACUAACCCCGAUGACCUGGUCAAGAGGAUCGAUAGACUCGUCAGGGGUACGAUUGAGGGAGGAUACUGCUGCGCCUUUGUCUACACACAGCUUGCCGAUAUUGAGCAAGAGGUCAACGGUCUAUACACCUUCAACCGCGAGGAAAAGUUGGACUCGACCAAGGUCAAGGCGCUCAUCACGAAUGCGAUCCAGACUUUUUACAACAGGGUCAACAAGGCUUGA
This is a messenger RNA of Fusarium keratoplasticum, 2073 nucleotides long. RefSeq lists its product as uncharacterized. NCBI's taxonomy places the organism in Eukaryota, Fungi, Ascomycota, Sordariomycetes, Hypocreales, Nectriaceae. Gene Ontology annotation, biological process: carbohydrate metabolic process. The coding region runs from base 1 to 2073 and encodes 690 amino acids. Gene Ontology annotation, molecular function: hydrolase activity, hydrolyzing O-glycosyl compounds. The record is from RefSeq and is a predicted model, not a curated record. The transcript is spliced from 3 exons.